Molecule: messenger RNA, 1115 nt
Organism: Chrysemys picta bellii (western painted turtle)
Lineage: Eukaryota; Metazoa; Chordata; Testudines; Emydidae
Source: RefSeq, a predicted model, not a curated record
AUCGGGACAUCUGGUCAGCCUAAGACACGGGUCUGUCCUGUGGGCCCAGCCAGGCAUGGAGGAAGGGGUUGGUCUUCUCCACCCUUCCCCGCCUCCCCGUAUGAGAGAGUUGUAUGGGCCUGUGUGUAUGUCCCCUCUCCCUGUGUGUGUGUUUGUGUGUGGGGGGGUAGAUUUGUGUGUCACUCCUCUCCCAUGUGAACCUUAAAGAUAAGAAGGUCAAUAAAAAAAUCCAACUCUGCAGGAGUUCUUUUUAACAGGGGCUCAGGCAACUUGAUGUAAAUUUAAAUAUUUGCACUGCACCGAUCUGAUUAGUUGCCCUUGAACUUGCUUAAAUAUGAGUAAUUUUACCAGGUGUCCAGUAUUGAGCAUGGGAAAUGUGGUCACCCUACUUAUUCCCCACACUGGAUGCUAAGGAUUUUCACCAAAUAUUGAAUCUUGCAGGUCUCCCUCAGUGCCCGCAUUGGCAUCGGCUCGCUCUGGGAGUUGGGUGGGCUGGGAACGUCAUCCUGGCGGGAGCUGUGAUUGUGCUGGGUGUCUGGGUAACCAAAGGAUCCCGCCUGGAGGAUUUCCGAUCUCAACUGAAACAAACACUUUGUGUUUCAUCACUCAGCAACUCCACAGAGGGCUCCGAGUGCAAACUCUGCCCCAGGGAUUGGCUGUCGCAUAGAAGGAAGUGCUAUUGGGUCUCUAAAGAAGUUAAAUACUGGAAGAAGAGCUUUGAAGACUGUAAAGCGAAGACGUCUCAACUGCUCGUGAUCCAGGACCAGGACGAGAUGGAUUUCAUAUGGAAUGUUACAAAAGGUGUCAAUCAUGUUUGGAUUGGACUUAACGUUACAUCCCCUGAGAGGAACUGGAUGUGGGUGGAUGGCUCCCUAGUCAAUCAAACACUGUUCCCAGUAACCGGCCUUGCUGAACAGAACAGUUGUGGGGUGAUGAAGGGGGAACAGAUUCGUUCUGAAAUCUGUGGUGCUGAAUUCAAAUGGGUUUGCCAGAAAGAAGCCUUCCAGAUAUAAAAGCAUCUUUAAGUGUGUAUUGAUGGAACUGAAGUCUAAAGCAUCCACAGUGAUAAUUUGUAAUGUGAUUAUUUUAAAUAAAUCCAUGUUUAAUCAUUUUAA